Symbiodinium pilosum is the source of this 1749-nucleotide messenger RNA. The record is from the annotation of a GenBank genome assembly. Lineage: Eukaryota; Dinophyceae; Suessiales; Symbiodiniaceae.
AUGGCAGCUUUUGCGAGUGAAGACAACGGUCAAGAAGGGGAUUUGGCUGCGCAUGACGGGGGUACCGAUCCGGAGAGUGACAAUGAUGAUGAGAGCAUCGGUGAUAACCAUGACCGAGAGGUGGAUCUGUGUCCCUUGCCAGAUCUCUUGCAGGGUCUUGAUUUUGGACAUCCAAGUCCUGCGCCAAACGCCUGCCAUCCGCCACAAGGGCAGCAACCAGGUGCAGUGCAACACGCAGCAGUUGACGCCUUCAGCAGGAUAGGUAAGCUAACAUCCAUUAAGAUGCCUUGGGAAUCCCCGGCCAUGAGUGCGAUUUUCACUGACCUCAGUGAGAUUCUUGAGCCCAGCCUCUCAGCGUACUGGACGGCUGAUGUGCAGACCGCCCGGUCCCAUGAGCGAGCGCCUGGGCCUGCCGAAGCCCGCGUCUUUGCCUUAGUCGAGCAACUGCAAGGUCCGGCUUUUGCCAAAGUAGUGAAGUCGCGACAAGACCUGACGCCUCAGGAAAAGCGACAGCGUGAUUGGAUAAAAGCCUUGAAUCUUUGGACGGAUGUUUGUGUCAGGUUCAGGAAUGAGUGUGAACCAGGUCUCGCAGCCAGCAGCGCUUCAGCCCCUGCCGCGUUCAGGUCGGCAGUUUUGGCCGAUGUUGAGGCGUGCCUGGGUGUCAAGUCGCCGCUCACUGUGUUAAAGCGUGCUAGCAGUUUCUCUGCGUGGCUACGAUGGAGGGAUACAGAGUUACCCGCCUGCAGCGAAAAGCUUUCUGAAGCCGAAGCGUGGCAGUAUGUCGCGCGCCUGAAGGCUGAUGGAGCUCCUCCUACAAAGGCUGAAGCAUUCCUAGGCUCCGUUAGGUUUGCCCACUUUGUCUUAGGGUUUAAGCUUGACCCGGUGGUGGACAGCAAGCGUGUGAGGGGAGCAGCGCAGCAAAUGUUUGCGGGAAAGGAGGCGCAGCAGCAAGCGCAGCCGCUGACAGUACUGCAAGUGCUGGCCUUGCAUGAUGGCCUGGCAGAUGGGUCCCGUCACGUAGUGGACAGGGCUCUCUGCGCGUACGUUCUCGUGGCCUUGUAUGGGAGGGCUAGACUCUCGGAUUUGGAACAAAUUUCACUCAUCAAGCACGAUCAUGACAUGCGCGGAGGCUUCCUCGAGAUUUUGACUAGGAAGCACAAGGGCGCCAAGUCAGCGCAAAAGAAAACCAAAUUUAUGCCCAUUCUUGUCCCGGCCAUUGGGGUUCAUGGCAAAGCGUGGUUGCAUUUGCUGGUUGACGUGUUCCGAAUGUUGGAUUUGCCGGCUGAUGGUGUCAUUGAGGGACCUCUCAUGAAAGCGCCGCGUGAUUGCAAAGGCAAGGAAUUCUCUUGCCGGGCAAUAGAGUCUAGUGAGAUCAGUGCCUUCCUUCGCGCGUUCCUGCAGCUGCCAAAGCCAGCAGCAGGAGAUAGGGGUGUGUCCAGCCAUUCAUUGAAAGCAACUUGCCUGAGCUGGGUUUGCACGUAUGGCGUGUCUGACCGAACCCAGACUGUGUUGGGCCGACAUUGCAAGUGUGCCGCCGCAUCGGAUGCAGCGUAUGCUAGGGAUUUGUGCGUAGGGCCAACGCGCGAACUGCAGAAUAUCAUCACAGAAAUUGCUCAGGGCAAUUUCCGUCCUGACGUCGUGGAGGUCAAGGAUGAGUCGACAGAGGACGCAGCGCCGCAGGGUGAGCUAGAGGACGGUGAGCUGGAACUGGGAAGGGUCCAUGCGAACUGGACUUGUCGACCACAGUGA